AUGGCACCUCCGGUUCUCCCUUUUAGGGAUGUCAAUUUACACGCUUCGCCCUCCCACUAUGCCUUUACCUCGCCUUCAUCGCCCCAGGCACCAACGCUUGUGGUAGAUCGGCCGACGGGCGACAUUCGUCUGAACGAUGGCCCUCUAUCGGGUGCUAAGCGUAUCUCGAGCAUUGCAGGAAUUCUGGGAAUCGUUAAGCUCAAGCUAGACAAGUACAUUAUCGUCAUCACCAAAGCCCAGCCUAUGGGACGACUUCGCGGCCACAUGGUGUACAAAGUUGCCUCCACCGAGUUCCUUCCGAUGCGCGAGCGCCCGCUCCACGAUAAAGAUGAAGAUACCUAUUUGACCCUGAUCAAGGACCUGCUUCGCACCGGCCCCAUGUACUUCUCCUACUCCCUGGACCUCACCAACAGUUUCCAGAGACAAUCGCAAAGCUCGCCAGAGAUCCCCAUGUGGAAGCGCGCCGACGAUCGUUUCUUUUGGAACCGGUUCAUUCAGUCCGACCUGAUCGAUUUCAGCUUGGGAGAAAAUAAUACAAAUGGCAUCCGGUACGGGCCCCAACCGGGCGCUGACCCUUACAUCCUCCCAGUGAUGUUUGGCAUGCUGCGCAUCACUCCGGCUCGAGUCAAGGGAACUUCCUUCACAUUUGCUCUCAUUACACGACGAUCCCGACACCGCGCUGGCACGAGGUACUUCUCGCGCGGCAUUGACGAGCAAGGCCAUGUCUCGAACUACAACGAAACAGAGCAGAUUGUGAUCUUGAAUGACUCUGCUGGGGGCUUGUCAGGCUAUGCACCCGGUCAAUCAAUGACAAACGGCAAGACGGGCCAGGAUCUCCAAGUGUACUCUUUUGUCCAGACCCGCGGCAGUGUCCCAGUCUUCUGGGCUGAAGUCAAUGACCUCAAAUACACGCCCAAGCUGCAAGUUCGCGGCGUCGAGACCGCCGUCGAAGCUGCGCGCAAGCAUUUCGCAGAGCAGAUUCGCCUAUAUGGAGAGAAUUACAUGGUGAAUCUAGUUAACCAAAAAGGCCGAGAGGAGCGCGUGAAGAAUGCAUACGAGCAGCUGAUUCGCAUUCUUAUUUCUUCUUCUACCGAGACGAGAGAAGCGGAUGAUAAGACUCCGGAAAAGAUCCACGUUCUUGAACCAGGUCUGAAGCAGAAGGAGAUGGAUCGUCUGCAUUACGUUUACUUCGACUUCCACAACGAGACAAAGGGCCUCAAGUGGCACCGUGCUGAGCUACUGAUGGGUCGCUUGAAUGAUGGCUUGACCCAAGGUGGCUAUUUCCGUGGUGUGGAGGGCCCCGGCGACUCUGGCGGCCCGCUCGAAAUCCGGUCGACGCAAACGAGCGUGGUACGAACCAAUUGUAUGGACUGUCUCGACCGAACCAACGUUGUCCAAAGCAUGCUCGGCCGCUGGGCGGUGACUCGACAGCUUAUGGAUGCUGGAGUGCUCCGCCCCGGUGAGAAUGCCAACGAUGAUCGAGAAUUUGAGGAUAUGUUCCGGAACAUCUGGGCGGACAAUGCCGAUGUUGUUUCCAAGUCCUAUUCUGGCACGGGUGCCUUGAAGACCGAUUUCACUCGGACGGGCAAGCGAACUCGGGCUGGUGCUCUCCAGGAUUUAAACAACUCGAUUACGCGCUACGUGCGCAACAACUUCAUGGAUGGACCCCGACAGGAUGGGUUUGAUGUGUUCUUGGGCACCUACCUCCCCUCGGAUACAAGCUUCGCGAACAUCCAGCUGUUUAUUGAUCGGCGACCACUUGCCGUCCAGGCCAUUCCUUAUAUCUUCGCGGCCAGCUUGUUCAUGGUUCUGAUUGCUACUUUCACGAGGCAAAUGCCGGACGCAGCGGUCUGGCCGCUCCGUCUUUUCAUGAUCUUCUGGAUCAUCAUCGGUGCCUACUCCUUCCGGUUCAUCCAUGGCCAUGGCAUGCUCUACGUGAACUGGCCAAAGCUCAACGCCCCCGUCGCCGGCGCCGAGGGAUACCAGGAUGCUCUCAUUAAGGCUCGUACUGACCCCAUCAUUGGCCAAUGGCUUCCUUCCAGACGACACCAGCGUGGCAUCAGCAACGCCCGUCUCGUCUUCCUCGAGGAGGGCAAGACCAGGAUUGAGUAA
Penicillium cataractarum is the source of this 2112-nucleotide messenger RNA. Its product is annotated as putative phosphoinositide phosphatase (Sac1). The coding region runs from base 1 to 2112 and encodes 703 amino acids. Gene Ontology annotation, cellular component: endoplasmic reticulum. The record is from RefSeq and is a predicted model, not a curated record. Gene Ontology annotation, molecular function: phosphatidylinositol-4-phosphate phosphatase activity. Gene Ontology annotation, biological process: phosphatidylinositol dephosphorylation. Lineage: Eukaryota; Fungi; Ascomycota; Eurotiomycetes; Eurotiales; Aspergillaceae. The transcript is spliced from 3 exons.